Rhinichthys klamathensis goyatoka is the source of this 490-nucleotide messenger RNA. RefSeq names its product NADH:ubiquinone oxidoreductase subunit S5 (gene ndufs5). The record is from RefSeq and is a predicted model, not a curated record. The coding region runs from base 34 to 354 and encodes 106 amino acids. The transcript is spliced from 2 exons. Lineage: Eukaryota; Metazoa; Chordata; Actinopteri; Cypriniformes; Leuciscidae. Gene Ontology annotation, biological process: mitochondrial respiratory chain complex I assembly.
UACAUAGAAUAUUUCUAUUCAUUUCCUAGAAUCAUGCCGUUCAUUGACCUCCAGACAAAGCUCGGGAUUAAUCUGGACCAGUGGCUCUUGGCUCAGAGUGGGGAACAGCCACAGAAGCGGGCCGCUCGCUGUCAUGCCUUCGAGAAGGAGUGGAUAGAGUGCUCCCACGGCAUCGGCCAGAACCGGGCCAAAAAGGAGUGCAAGCUGGAGUUGGAAGACUUCUAUGAGUGCUUGCACCACCAAAAGACUCAUGAGCGCUUAUAUGAGAUCCGUAAGCAGAAGAAGAAGAUGAUUAAAGAGGGAACUUAUACUCCCCCUCUGCACCACACAGGCAGUGAAGAUGCCCGGCCGUGAAUUCAGCAACCCCAGACUGAAUAUACAAUCACUCGCAACACAGUCAAACUGUUGUACAGUUAAUUUCUUGCUCAUGUAUUAUAAUAUUGCUGUAUCAACAUUGUUUAAUGUCUAAGAAAUAAAUAUAAUGAUUCCA